Molecule: messenger RNA, 1373 nt
Organism: Suricata suricatta (meerkat)
Lineage: Eukaryota; Metazoa; Chordata; Mammalia; Carnivora; Herpestidae
Gene: ANTXRL
Product: ANTXR like
Exons: 15
Coding region: 174-1373 (399 amino acids)
Cellular component (GO): membrane
Molecular function (GO): signaling receptor activity
Source: RefSeq, a predicted model, not a curated record
CCAGAGCUAGCUGCUUGCCUCUUCUACCCAAAGGGCAGGUAGCAAGGGGAAGCUUGAAGUGCUCCUUGGAAAAGUGCUGGAAGGAGCCAAGGCCCCAGGGCACAGGCAAAGUCCCUGGAGACAGCUGCCUGAAGUGGCCAGUGUCCAGCAGCUCCAGGAGGGCAGCCAGGAAAAUGGGGAGUCACGGCCUGGGCGUGCCAGGCCCUGCGCUCUUUUUGUUGCUGGUGCUGUGGCCUCCACUGAUGAAAGCCGGAAGUUUGCAGCACAACGUCAGGGGCUCCAGGGAUCUGCAUGGCCUCAGUCUGAGCAGGAGAACCCUCCUCAACCACUUCCAUCCAGAUGGGGCCAUGAUCCACCACCUCCGGGGCCACUAUCCCUUUAAGAGCCGGAUAAAAGAAACAACGCAUUCCUGCCAGAGCUCAUAUGACCUUUACUUCAUCUUGGAUAAGUCAGGCAGUGUGAACAACAACUGGAUGGACAUUUACAACCUUGUGGAAGAUUUGCUCAAGAAGUUCGAAAACCCGAACAUGCGGAUAUCCUUCAUCACCUACUCCACCGAGGGCCACACCGUCAUGAAACUCACCUCAGAUGUAAAUGAAAUACGUGAUGGUCUUAGUAGACUUCGGAAUACAGUGCCUACCGGAGCCACAAACAUGCAGGAAGGGUUUAAAAAGGCAAAUGAGCAGAUUAGACAAGCAAACUCUGGAGGAAACAAAGUUUCCUCCAUGAUUAUCUCUCUGACCGAUGGAACACUGAUGCCAGAGGCCUUUGAGGAGACUAAGUCCGAAGCCGCAAAGUCUCGGAAUAUGGGGUCAACUGUUUACGUCAUUGGUGUAAAAGACUAUAUGAAAGACCAGCUGUUGGAAAUUGCAGACAGUCCGCAACACGUACUUGGAGUGGAAUAUGGAUUUAAGGAACUAAAACACAUCGUGGAGCCACUCUUAAGUAAAUUAUGUAUUGAAAUUACAAGCGUGGAGCCUUCCAGUUUGUGUGCAGGAGAAGACUAUCAAGUGAUGAUUUCUGGAAAAGGAUUUAAUAAUGCCGUAAACCAGGAGGAAGUUAUUUGUAGAUUCCGCUUCAGCGAUAAUAAAUUCUUCGACAAAAAAGCCAACACUGUGGAUAAGAACACCAUAACAUGCCCAGGAGUAAUGAUAGAAAAACCAGAUAAGUUGGUCCACGUGGAAGUUAGCCUGAAUAAUGCCAUCAGCUUCAUUAAGAGCAAUGCUAACAUCACUGCCAAGACCUGUCCCUGCAGAGAGCCACCAAUGCAGAAAAUAAUUUUGGCGCCAGUGAAGAAAUGUGUACAGCCCUGCCCGGUGAUUGCCCCUUGUAAGUGCCGAGGAGGCAGGAUAAGACGGAUAGAGGCAGAGUAA